AUGCGAAUUCAUUCUGUUCUUGCGGGACUCUUCCUGCUGUUGGCUGUUGCCAUCGCCAGUGGAUCCAAGUUCUUCUAUGCCAACAAUGGCACUCAAUUUUACAUCAGUGGCAUUGCCUACCAGGAGGACUACAAUGCUGGAGGAGCCGGAGGUACCGGUCAAUCUAACAACACUCACUACACUGAUCCCCUGGCGGAUGUUUCUCAUUGCGAACGUGAUAUCCCGUACCUCCAGCAGUUGCGGACCAACGUCAUCCGCGUCUACGCUGUCGACCCGACCAAGAACCACGAUGAUUGUAUGCAGAAAUUAGCCGAUGCAGGAAUUUAUGUUAUCGCCGAUCUUUCGUCUCCUCAGCUGUCGAUUGUCUCCAACUCGCCCACUUGGACCGUUGAACAGUACGAUCGAUAUGUUGCUGUGGUUGAUGCAAUGCAUCAAUAUGACAAUAUUAUUGGUUUCUUUGCUGGGAAUGAGGUUGUGAACAAAGUCAACGAGACUAUUGGUUCAGCAUUUGUCAAAGCUGCAGUUCGCGACAUGAAAGCCUACGUCAAACAGAAGGGAUACAGAAAGUCCUUGAGCUUUGGCUAUGCAACUACCGACCAACCGGAUUUCCGCAAUGCGCUGUCAAACUAUCUCAACUGUGGAGACCAGUCUACCUCAAUCGACUUCUUCGGAUACAACAUGUACGAAUGGUGUGGAGACAACACGUUCCAGGGCUCCGGUUACAAAAACCUCACAGAGCAGUACAAGGAUUACCCCGUCCCAAUAUUCUUCUCCGAGUAUGGAUGCAAUACUAUCAGGCCUCGCAAGUUUGGCGACAUCUCUGCAAUCUUCGGUCCCGAUAUGGCAAAUGUCUGGAGUGGUGGCAUCGUUUACAUGUACUUUGAAAGUACCAACAACUACGGGCUCGUCUCUGUUGACGGAAAAUCUGUCAGCACUCAACCAGACUUCAGCUAUUACUUGAAGGCAAUUCAGACUGCAACCCCCAGCGGUGUCAACAGCGGUAGUUACACCCCCACCAACUCCCCACACGCCUGUCCCACCGUCAAUGACAUGUGGUUGGCAAAGGCCAGUCCCCUACCACCUUCGCCGAACAAAGACCUGUGUUCAUGCAUGGUGGACAGUCUUCUCGUGUGUGUGUGCGGAAGCGACAAGACCGCCUGCGAUGGAAUUUCCAAGAACGCAACCACGGGAAAGUACGGGGCGUACAGCAUCUGUGCUAGCAAGGAUCAACUCUCAUACGUCUUUGACCGCUACUACGAAGGUCAGAAGAAGGCUCAGUCCGCGUGCGAUUUCAAGGGGGCAGCAUCAGUUCAGUCUGCCAAGGAUCCUUCCGGAAGUUGCAAGACACUUCUCAGCCAGGAUGGCACAGCUGGACCGGGACAGACCACAGAUGGAAAAUCGUCCCCAUCCAAAGGGGCAGCUUCUAGUCUGACGGACCAUGCCGACACAAUCUUCUAUGUACGGAUUGGAUUCGCCUGGGUCGUUACCACCAUGAUUGUUUGCCGCAUACCGCCUUUUCGUUUCUAA
Molecule: messenger RNA, 1527 nt
Organism: Penicillium mononematosum
Lineage: Eukaryota; Fungi; Ascomycota; Eurotiomycetes; Eurotiales; Aspergillaceae
Product: glycoside hydrolase family 72 protein
Exons: 5
Coding region: 1-1527 (508 amino acids)
Biological process (GO): fungal-type cell wall (1->3)-beta-D-glucan biosynthetic process
Cellular component (GO): fungal-type cell wall; cytoplasm
Molecular function (GO): 1,3-beta-glucanosyltransferase activity
Source: RefSeq, a predicted model, not a curated record